Molecule: messenger RNA, 642 nt
Organism: Necator americanus (New World hookworm)
Lineage: Eukaryota; Metazoa; Nematoda; Chromadorea; Rhabditida; Ancylostomatidae
Exons: 2
Coding region: 1-642 (213 amino acids)
Biological process (GO): proteolysis
Molecular function (GO): aspartic-type endopeptidase activity
Source: RefSeq, a predicted model, not a curated record
AUGCGAUGUCCCCUUAACGACACCUUGGCUGCUCAGAAGGAAUUGCUUGGACAUAAUACGUCAGUAUUCGCAAGACGAUACGCCUACCUCAAGAAACAACGAAAUGAGGAAAAUCUUCGCAACUACACCGGAUUGGUCAAUCAGCGCCAUGCCAUGGCUGAGUUUGACGACGUCACACCUGAGCAGAUGAAAUGUCUCGUAUGGAUAUGUGGACUUGUCGCCCCACAGGAUGCCGAUGUUCGUGUUCGUGCCCUUCGCAAGAUAGAGGUCAACUCUCAAACUAUGCUAAAAGAGCUUGCCGCCAAAGUUCAGCACUUUCUCAGGAUUCGUCAGGAUGCCGCACUCCUCGAUCGACCAAGUCUACCGCACUUCAACGUCGUGAAAAGUCGAAAUCAAGAGAUGCCACGACUGCAGACGCUCUGGACACAAGCGAGGAUUCUGAAAAAUUUCCUGGAGAAGAAGAAGCGGAAAUCUGCCAACACCAUCGCUAUCGCUUCGACUCAUGGCAACGUCGCUGUAAACCGCAUCUACAGUAGAAUACAGAUUGGUGGGAAGAAAGUACGCAUGCUUCUUGACACUGCAGCAGACGUAAAAUUGCUGAGCACACCAGACUGGACCGCCAUGGGCCGAGCGAAGCUGUAA